Stomoxys calcitrans (stable fly) is the source of this 1362-nucleotide messenger RNA. RefSeq lists its product as uncharacterized. The record is from RefSeq and is a predicted model, not a curated record. Bases 1 to 1362 code for a protein of 453 amino acids. The transcript is spliced from 5 exons. Lineage: Eukaryota; Metazoa; Arthropoda; Insecta; Diptera; Muscidae.
AUGUCUGGUAUGAACUAUGCAGUUAACAGUGACGCUCUAGUGGAGGAGGAGGCCGCCGUAGCGCAGAGUACUACAUUCCACUACAACUCUUCACUACUACUUUCCAUCACUCUCAACUACUACCGGACACCACAAUACACCAACUACUCUCCACCAGAAUUCUACAACCACUACAAUUCUACUACUACUACCUCUUCACUUCCACCCUCCAUUACUCCUCUUCUACUGCAAAUGGUCACCCGUUCCGCCCGUGUUACUUUGGUGAUUGCCAUGAUCUCGCAACCGCCACAAGCGAUAAAUACGCCACUCCUACGCCACUCCUACGCCACUUCUACGCCACUCCUACGCCACUCCUACGCCACUCCUACGCCACUCCUACGCCACUCCUACGCCACUCCUACGCCACUCCUACGCCACUCCUACGCCACUCCUACGCCACUCCUACGCCACUCCUACGCCACUCCUACGCCACUCCUACGCCACUCCUACGCCACUCCUACGCCACUCCUACGCCACUCCUACGCCACUCCUACGCCACUCCUACGCCACUCCUACGCCACUCCUACGCCACUCCUACGCCACUCCUACGCCACUCCUACGCCACUCCUACGCCACUCCUACGCCACUCCUACGCCACUCCUACGCCACUCCUACGCCACUCCUACGCCACUCCUACGCCACUCCUACGCCACUCCUACGCCACUCCUACGCCACUCCUACGCCACUCCUACGCCACUCCUACGCCACUCCUACGCCACUCCUACGCCACUCCUACGCCACUCCUACGCCACUCCUACGCCACUCCUACGCCACUCCUACGCCACUCCUACGCCACUCCUACGCCACUCCUACGCCACUCCUACGCCACUCCUACGCCACUCCUACGCCACUCCUACGCCACUCCUACGCCACUCCUACGCCACUCCUACGCCACUCCUACGCCACUCCUACGCCACUCCUACGCCACUCCUACGCCACUCCUACGCCACUCCUACGCCACUCCUACGCCACUCCUACGCCACUCCUACGCCACUCCUACGCCACUCCUACGCCACUCCUACGCCACUCCUACGCCACUCCUACGCCACUCCUACGCCACUCCUACGCCACUCCUACGCCACUCCUACGCCACUCCUACGCCACUCCUACGCCACACCUACGCCACUCCUACGCCACUCCUACGCCACUCCUACGCCACUCCUACGCCACUCCUACGCCACUCCUACGCCACUCCUACGCCACUCCUACGCCACUCCUACGCCACUCCUACGCCACUCCUACGCCACUCCUACGCCACUCCUACGCCACUACUUUUCCCUCAUUGUUGCAUCUUCUUUAUUUUCGCAGCAGCAGCAGCACUAA